CCGCCGCCUCGUCCGCGCACCCAGAGCGCCCCUUCCUCCCGGAGCAGCAGCGGAGAAGGCGAAGCGGCCGGCGGGGGCGAGGCAGAUGGGGCUCAAGGCGCGCAGGGCUGCGGGGGCGUCCGGCGGCGGCGGCGGGGGCGGCGGAGGCGGUGGGGCCGCUAACCCUGCCGGAGGGGACGCGGCGGCCGCCGGCGACGAGGGGCGGAAAGUGGGGCUGGCACCCGGCGACGUGGAGCAAGUCACCUUGGCGCUCGGGGCCGGUGCCGACAAAGACGGGACCCUGCUGCUGGAGGGCAGCGGCCGUGACGAGGGGCUGCGGAGGACCCCGCAGGGCAUCGGGCUCCUGGCCAAGACUCCGCUGAGCCGCCCUGUCAAGAGAAACAACGCCAAGUACCGGCGCAUCCAAACUUUGAUCUACGACGCCCUGGAGAGACCGCGGGGCUGGGCGCUGCUCUACCACGCGCUCGUGUUCCUGAUUGUCCUGGGGUGCUUGAUUCUGGCCGUCCUGACCACGUUCAGGGAGUACGAGACUGUUUCGGGAGACUGGCUUCUGCUGCUGGAAACAUUUGCUAUUUUCAUCUUCGGAGCCGAGUUCGCUCUGCGGAUCUGGGCUGCCGGAUGUUGCUGCCGAUACAAAGGCUGGCGGGGACGGCUGAAGUUCGCCAGGAAGCCCCUGUGCAUGUUGGACAUCUUCGUGCUGAUUGCUUCUGUGCCCGUGGUGGCUGUGGGCAACCAGGGCAACGUCCUGGCCACCUCCCUGAGAAGCCUGCGCUUCCUGCAGAUCCUGCGCAUGCUGCGGAUGGACAGGAGGGGCGGCACCUGGAAGCUUCUGGGCUCGGCCAUCUGUGCCCACAGCAAAGAGCUCAUCACCGCCUGGUACAUUGGGUUCCUGACGCUCAUCCUUUCUUCAUUUCUGGUGUACCUGGUUGAGAAAGAUGUGCCAGAGGUGGAUGCACAAGGAGGAGAGAUGAAAGAGGAGUUUGAGACCUAUGCAGAUGCCCUUUGGUGGGGCCUGAUCACACUGGCCACCAUCGGCUAUGGAGACAAGACGCCCAAAACGUGGGAAGGCCGUCUGAUUGCAGCCACCUUUUCCUUAAUUGGCGUCUCCUUUUUUGCCCUUCCAGCGGGCAUCCUGGGGUCAGGACUGGCCCUCAAGGUGCAGGAACAGCACCGGCAGAAACACUUUGAGAAGAGGAGGAAGCCGGCCGCUGAGCUCAUCCAGGCUGCCUGGAGAUACUAUGCUACAAACCCCAACAGGAUUGACCUUGUAGCAACAUGGCGCUUCUAUGAAUCAGUCGUCUCUUUUCCAUUCUUCAGGAAAGAACAGCUGGAGGCGGCAGCCAGCCAAAAGCUGGGUCUCUUGGAUCGGGUUCGCCUUUCUAAUCCUCGUGGUAGCAAUACUAAAGGAAAGCUAUUUACCCCUCUGAAUGUAGAUGCCAUAGAAGAAAGCCCUUCUAAAGAACCAAAGCCUGUUGGCUUAAACAGUAAAGAACGCUUCCGCACCGCCUUCCGCAUGAAAGCCUACGCUUUCUGGCAGAGUUCUGAAGAUGCCGGGACUGGUGACCCCAUGGCAGAAGACAGGGGCUACGGGAAUGACUUCCUCAUUGAAGACAUGAUCCCCACCCUGAAGGCUGCCAUCCGAGCCGUCAGGAUUCUACAAUUCCGUCUCUAUAAAAAAAAAUUCAAGGAGACUUUGAGGCCUUAUGAUGUGAAGGAUGUGAUUGAGCAGUAUUCCGCAGGACACCUUGACAUGCUUUCCAGGAUAAAGUACCUUCAGACAAGAAUAGACAUGAUAUUCACCCCAGGACCUCCAUCUACUCCGAAACAUAAGAAGUCGCAGAAAGGGGCAGCAUUCACCUACCCCUCCCAGCAGUCUCCCAGGAAUGAACCAUACGUAGCCAGAACAUCCACAUCAGAAAUCGAAGACCAAAGCAUGAUGGGGAAGUUCGUGAAAGUCGAGAGGCAGGUUAACGACAUGGGGAAGAAACUGGACUUCCUCGUGGAUAUGCACAUGCAGCACAUGGAGAGGCUGCAGGUGGGCGUCACAGAGGCCUGCCCCACCAAGGGUGCCCCCUUGCCCGCCGAGGUGGAGGAGGACAACCGGGGUUCUGGCUUGAAAACCGUCAUCUGCAGCUAUUCUGAGGCAGGCCCCCACGAGCUCCCCUACAGCUUCCACCAGCUGCCCAUCGACAAAGUUGGCCCCUAUGGGUUUUUUGCCCAUGACCCAGUGAACCUGCCCCAGAGAGGACCCAGUUCUGGAAAGAUUCAAGCAACUCUUUCCUCCUUGACGGCAACGCACGCAGAACGGCCCACUGUCCUCCCUAUCUUGACGCUUGCAGACUGCCAAGUGGGCCACCACUCCCAGGCUGAACUGCACGGCCUCUGCUCCGACCAGGUCUCCCCCCGGCAGAGACGCAGUGUCACGCGGGACAGCGACACGCCCCUGUCCCUGAUGUCGGUCAACCACGAGGAGCUGGAACGGUCUCCGAGUGGCUUCAGCAUCUCCCAAGACAGAGAUGAUUACAUGUUUGGCCCAAGCGGGGGCUCAAGCUGGAUGAGGGAGAAACGUUACCUUGCCGAGGGUGAGACGGACACGGACACAGACCCCUUCACGCCCAGCGGCUCCAUGCCUCUGUCAUCCACUGGGGAUGGGAUUUCUGAUUCGAUAUGGACCCCUUCCAACAAGCCCAUUUAAGAAGGCUCACGGACUGACUCCUUCUGGAAUGCAGACAGACAUUGUAUAGCUCACUUGCUCUCACGCCCAACACUCACCAGUGAGAUCACCAACGGCUGCAUCAAACAUGCAUGUGCGUGGUGGCCCCCCCACCCGGGCAGGGGCUUGUCAUGGCCUUUUCCUCCCCACGUCACCACAAUGAAGCCGCUUCCUUUCAAGCAUGGUUUGCAUGACUUUACACUAUAUAACUGGUACCACUAAUCUUGUCUAGGAUACACAUUUAUCUGCUGUUCUUACUUUUAAUCAUGGUUGGACCAGUAUAGGACAAAGUUACUGAUGAACUGUGCUAUUUAUUUGGUUGGCUGGUUUGGAUUUGGGUUUGGUAAGCAAGGAAAGUAGUUUAUUUCUCGAACCAUGGCCCCUUUGUAUAAAACAGUCCAGCAAUUAACUGUUUUCUAAAGCAAGCAAAUAAUUUUCUCAACAAAAAGGCAUUGCAUCAAUGAGGUUGCCUUCUGAGCUAACACAUUAGGAGAGGAACAAGAUGUCAUCGCAUACCCAAAACCAAGAAUUUUAACAUUUAUUUUAUUAAGGAAAAAGUGACAAAGCUAUCUAAAAGCUCUCAAAGGGACCUCCUUUGGCCUGCCAUUGUCUAGUAUCAUGCCUCAGUUUCCUCAUCUGUAAAAGGUGGUGGUAACCCCAAGUGCAGCAUUUCAAAUGAGUUAAGAAUUGGUGGCAAGAAAACACACACAAGUUAAAAUAGUUCCCAAUUUAUGUAGCCAAAGACAAUUAAAUUUACAUAAGUGGGGUGCCCCUCUGUGCAGGAGCUAAGUUCAGUGCCUUCAAAGUGCAGUUCCAACUCACAUUCCUCCCCAUGAGACUUAUACAGAUUAUUCAUCAAAUAGAAAUAGAGUCAAGAGAGCACAGGAAUUAUCUGAUCCAAGUCCUUUAUAAAAAUGAGAAACCUUGGGCUCAGGUAGAGAGACAUGCCCAGGGUCACUCCCUUGUCCCCCAGGGAGCUGGGACUCAAAGCCCCAUCAGCUGACCGGCUCCAGGCCCUGGUCUCUUCCUAUCACACACUCUGCCGUUUACACAAUGGGACCCAGAAGUCAUGCCAAGACAACUGUCUGUAUCGUGUGAAAAGCACUCAUGACACAACUUAUCCAGCAAGACAGGGCUGUCUGCUUUCAUUGCAAAACAUGCUCACUAUAUGCAUUGCAUUGUGGAUCCAGAAAAAAAAAAUAAUACAAACAAGCUGUAACAUUUACUAAUAUACAAAUGGGCAAAAUUUCCAGAACCAUCCAAUGUUACUCCUCCAGAUUUUUUAAACCACAUGUAGCCAUAAGAUUAGCUGAAGCAUAGUCAGACAACCUGGAAAACACUGCCCUACUAUGUAAGAACUAAUAUUAAGCACAAGCCAUCCUGUGGCCUCUUGGGAGAUGUCGUUACUCUUUGAAACACUGACAGAAAAGGUUUCUCUUAGGCUUAGCUGAAUUAGCUAAAUGACUACACUGCAGUAUUACUGUCUUACUCUUACAUCCAAGCACUGGCUCCAGAUGGUUGCCACGGUGACCAUCGAGCUGAUCGACAUGGCCUAAACGCGUAUCUCCCUGCAAAUGGCACCACAGUUCUC
Molecule: messenger RNA, 4304 nt
Organism: Manis pentadactyla (Chinese pangolin)
Lineage: Eukaryota; Metazoa; Chordata; Mammalia; Pholidota; Manidae
Gene: KCNQ3
Product: potassium voltage-gated channel subfamily Q member 3
Exons: 15
Coding region: 86-2695 (869 amino acids)
Biological process (GO): potassium ion transport; transmembrane transport
Cellular component (GO): membrane
Molecular function (GO): voltage-gated potassium channel activity
Source: RefSeq, a predicted model, not a curated record